UAUUGGACCUCACUUAAGAAAAUAUGGUUGGACAAGAAGAAGAUGAUUUAAGAUCUUUAAUUGAAGACACAGAUUGGGUACAGCUUUUUCCAAAAGACCAGCAAGAGAAAAUCAAACUUCUUUUUGUCAGAUUGCUUCACUACAGAACAAAUGAUGUUCAUAAACUUUUACGAAACCUGGAUGAAGUGCACAAAGGGAAGAUUUUAAUCAAAGCUAACACAAAUGAUUCUUGUGUGAAGAAUUUUGUUGCUGUCAUCAUCAGAUUAUACUGCCAUUGUAUUGAGAACAUUAAAUUGGCUAGAUCAUUGGAAAAGUUUUUACUGCCAUUUAAACUAGACAAUUCCAAAAGAAUUGCAGAUGAACUAAAUCAAUUUUUCUUGGGAGUAAUCCAUGAGCAUCAUCCAAGAGUAGAGAAACUCACUGCAGCAUCCUGUCUUCUAGAUCAAAGUGACAUCAUAAGAGCCACAGCGGAGCAGAAUAUGGAGGAUGUUCUUUCUUGGAUUCUCCAGGAGAUGAAUGAGGCUAGAGGUUCAAUAACAACUGAUGGUACUAACAAGGAGAACCUACUCAUCAUCUCUGCUUUAGUCAAGAUCAUACUUCAACUCUUUCAGUCUUGUCCUACUACGUGUUUUAUAGCAUGGAAAACCGGAUAUCAGGAUAACACCUGGCAAAUUCUCAAACAAAUUCUGCUUCAUUUGUUUCAGUUACUGGACACAGAGAUUCUCUCAGCUGAUGUUAAAAUGCUGUCUGGGACAGCCAGUGGGAUAUUUUUAGCAUCUGCUCCAACAAAUAACUUGUCAGUUGGCACAUUUUGGACUGUAUUCAGUAACAUAUUUCAAGGUAGCAGAUCCCAUGUUUCUUCUUAUGAAGAACUGAUGGCAGAAGGAGAGAUUGAAGAACAUUCAUUGCUACAGCUAAGACUUGGUGCUAUUGCUAUGGUUAAAGGAAUGCUAGCAUGUGCAAGUGACAUCUGUUUAGCAUUCCAUUCAAAGGACUCUGUGCCAUUUUGUGUGGAAUUAUUUUCAGUGGUGCAUGAAUUCUGCAUGGGACCAAUAUCUUUACGAUAUCAUGCCUUUAAUCUUCUGCAGACAUGGUUCAAUAAAUUUCUACAUUUAGUGUCUUCUGAAUUGAUUCAGAGUGAAGACUUCAUUGAUUCAUGUUUAAAUAAAAAGACUCUAGAUGUUGUGUGGCUUAAUUGGGAUAGUCCUGUUGACGAUGUUUCCGAACUAGCAGCAGACUCUCUGAAAUGCUUGUUUGAAGUGUGGCAGGUGGCUCACAAAGAAAAGAAGAUGGAAGAUGAUAAUGACCCACAUAAAUUUUAUUCUUCUAUCCUCCAGAAGCUGAAGAGUGUGCCAUGGUAUAUUAAGGGCCAAUAUAAAGUGAUGUCAGCCCUGGUGCCUUACCUAGGAUCACAGUUUAUAGUAAGUGAAUACCCAGACUUACCCAAGGAACUCCUUCAAUGUCUGACAACAAACUAUCUGGCCUCAGCUGCUGCUGAUGUGUACAGGACUAUUGUGACUGAUUUAAGGAGGAGGACAACAGAAGAGGAACUGAUAGCAGUGUGGGAAGAGACGUGGUGGCCCACUCUCCUGACUGGACUAAAGAGCAGAAAUCUACUUCAGAGAAACAAUGUCAACCAGUACUGGAUUUCUUCUACCACUAAGACAGCACCACACCUAGGCUCUCAUAUCCAGAACAAGCUGGAGAAAAUGCUGAAAAACACAACAGCUGAAAGAACAUGGCUGCUGUUGGCCUAUUUAUCUGUGUCAAAGGUGAUAAGGGCAACACAAGUGUCCACUUUACAGGGAGAAGACUUGAUACGAGAGGGACUGUAUUCAUGUCAGGAUGAAAUCAGAUCAGAGGCUUUAGGAUUACUGUGUAUAUGCCACAAAAAAUCAGAGCCAUUAUCAAAGACAGAAGACAAACUUCUCCGAGAAAUUCUUCCACUUAAUUUGAAAAUAGACUCAGCUCCAUUUAGACAACACUUGGCAGCUCAUCUGAAAAGACUUCUGAUCAGAGUUAGAGAUGGAUCUGUGGCCCUCAUAAAGUCAGGGAACUUGGGCACUCUAGAUGUGUCCCUGCAGUUUGUGGAAUGGCUGCACACUUUGUGUAUAGAUAACCUGGUUCCUGGUUCCAGCUACCAGAGAUGCAAAACCUGUCUGGAGAUACUCUCCAUCCUUUACGAAACCUUCCAAUACAAUGAGAAUGCAAAGCAAAGAAAAUCAUUUACUCCAGAGAGCACUAAGAAACUGAACAAUUAUGUGAAGGAGAGAGGAUUGUGGGAUUUCUUCUGUUAUCAUAGCAAUGGUGUACUAGUCAUGUGUUUGCUGGAUGGAGCUGAUGAUAUUCAAGAGUUGGCCUGUAGUCUGCUGUUGGAAUAUUAUACUUGGCCACUAGAUGGCAGUCCUGGUCCAUCUGGAGAUGGUUCAGAGGGCACACUGGAAUGUCAUCUGAUGAUGGAGGCACUGCGGUUGUGUAACAGUCCUAAACCUUACCAGAGCCAGAGUGGGGCUCUAUUGUUAAAACUCAUCUUCAAAAAAAGUGUAACAGAGAAUGGAUGGUGUUUUAUCAUACAGUCUGACCAAUGUAAACGUGACUUGACUUCACCAACAGGAGAUCCAGUUCAAGUCUUCCUCCAACAUAUGCUACAGGAAAUCCAGGGAAUGCUGGCCAAAUCCCAGAAUGCUCCUGUAAAGGCUUCCAAGUCAUCACCAAUCCAUGGAUAUGUGACUGCAGUUACGAGAUGUUUAACAGAAUGUUUAGAAUCACUGCAACAAAAAAGCAUAGAAAGUCUCACACAACAUUACCUAAGUUUGGUUGAACUAAAUACCCAGAUAAUCCAGACAAUGCUGAACAUCAUGGCCCGAGGCUCGGAGUCUGAGGGCUGUCCAUCCUUUGCUGAAAUAGGACAGGCUUUAGAGAGUUUAAUUGUGGAAAGUGAGGAAGAUUACAGUCAGAGUGAGGCUCUGUCUGGGGAACACCAGUACUUGUUAUCCUGGUGCUGGGUCAAUAUCAAGGAAAGUUGUCUUAGUCUAGGACAUUUGUCAGGAGCCUUGAUAAGUUAUUUUGAAAUUAUGGCUUUGGAAGUCAAGGUUAUCAGAUCAGUGGGCGAUACCUUUAUGAAAGUUCUUACACAGUGCAGACACAGAGGUGUUAUUGAAGGAUGCAGAACAGCUUUCACCGUGUUCUGUUCAGCUCUAUUUGAAUCAAACAACAAAGAAUUGACCUGCAUUCCUCAGAAUAUUUUAUUCAAGUCAUUAGACAGUCUUCAGUCAAAAGCUGCCUCCACAUCAACUACCAGAAAGUCAGCUGGUCUGCCAGUGGUAGUACAGUGUAUUAUCUCCUGUGAACGCCAAAACAAGAAGAAUGAAUCAAUGAAGAUAGCAUUGGAUCAGUUAUUCAAUAUGGCAGAAUUACCAAUAGAAGGAGUCAUUGACGACAGACAUGAUCUACCUCAAGUUCAUGCAUUGAACAUCCUUAAAUGUUUAUAUGGAGAUUCAAGCCUGCACGAGGCCCUGAUGCAGUUCAUUGAAAAAGCAGUGAUACUUGUGGUUGAGCAGUUUGGGUCACCAGCGUGGUCAAUUAGAAAUGCUGCUACAAGAUUAUUUAGUGUUUUGAUUACAAGACUUUUUGGACAAAAGAAGAUUAUAGGAAUGCAGGCCUGCAAUACAAAAUCUCUCCCAGAGUUAUCUGCCUAUUACCCAGAGUUAAUUCCUUACCUCCUUCAGAGUCUGGAGAGUGCACUACAAAGGGAGAUAACUGCCAUUCAUUCCCUACAUCCCUCUCUCUUUCCUGUUUUAACUAUUCUUUCACAUAUGGGAAGACUUGACCAAGAAGAUGAAUCAAAUGAGGUCCUACCCCUGAGGAACCUGGUGAGGAUACUCUUGAGAAGCCCUGUUUAUUUCUUGAGACAACUCUCCUCAGCUGCCUUUGUGUCUUUGGUUCCACUGAAGAUGACACUGAAAAUCAUCAGAGAGUUGAUAUCAGAAAUGUCACCAUCACCUGACAGCAACUUUAUCCAUGGAGCCCUGGUAUCCAUAGAAAUGUUGACAAACAGUUGCAAUGAAAUACCAGAGGAUGUUAUGCAAGCAAUUUUAAAAAUGUCAAGUGAUGUGAUCACCUUACCAGACAUAGUGUCGGCACAGUAUGUAAGACUGCUGUGUGGUCUGUUGAAUAAGGAGAAACAGACAACUAGAGCUGAAAUACUGGAAACAUUGAGAAAAUUCUGCUCAGAUACCGAGAGGAAAGAACAAAACAUGUCUAAGAAGCCAUUAACAGAGAAAGCCUGUAUUGCUUGUUUAUUACAACAUGGAUGCCAAUCUAUCUGUCUGAAAAUGCUCACUACACAGAAAGUAAAUGCAGAUGUGAAAUUGUUCUUGAUGGAGUUUUUUACUGCCAUAGCCAGAGAGGACAAAACCUUUGAAAUGUCCCCUGAUUUACUGCCAGAUCUACUGAAGUGUAUACUGGCAGAGAGUUAUCCCCCUUUAGAGAGUGCACUAAUUUCAUGCAUGACUGAACAGUACAUGAGACAUAGAACAAUAAGCCAAUCAGAUCUACAGCUUUUGAAAGAAGCAUGGCAGCUGAAUAGAAGCAGAGUGUACAAUAAAGGAAUUCUGGCUUCAGUUGCUUUGGAAUUAGGAUGUGUUUACCUGGAUGCAAGUUUUAGAAAUGAAAAUGUGGUGGCUGAAGAAGAUAUACUAGUCAUCUGUGAUGUCAUGCAUCACACCAGCAGCAGUAGUGACCUGUGUAAAGUGGCUGUAUGCCACAGUCUAUCGAUUAUUGGAGAAAGUGUACUAAGAUUAUGCCUACAGAAGAAAGGAGAAACAUUCAUGUCUUCAUUGUUAAAGUUGUUUUUCUGUGUAUGGAAUCUUGUACAAGAUGAUGAUCCUGAUGUCAGGGUGCAUGCUUCUAAAUUCAUUGCCUCACUCUCUCAGGAAUUUAAUGAGUAUGGAUCUUUGCAGUGCAAUACAUGUUUACAGGAAUGGAUAAGUUACUUCAGUGGGCAUUUCUGGUGGUCAACACAAGCUGUGAAAGAGAUCUUUCAAAAGCUGUACCAACCAACCAGUGUUCAACAGAUAUAUCUGAAAUCUCAUAAAGGUAAACAGUUAUAUGAAGCAGAGGACAACAGUUUCUUCUCGGAGGCCAUCUUCAAUUCUGUUUAUUUAUACCAAAUGUUACAGAAAAUGUUGGCACUGAGCACCACUAAUGAUGUAACACAUUCCUUUACGCAAGAGGAGAUUCAAGUUCACAACUUGAUACAGGACCUUCGUUUUGUUCAGGAACAUCUGAAAAUACUACAUACCUCGGUUAUUAGUGACCUCUGUGAGCCAGCUAACUUUAGAACUAUGGUAGAAUUACUACUUAAAGUUCAACUGUUAUUGGAGAUAAAACCAGACUGUUUAAGUGCUGAUGCCAUAUCUCAGCUGAGUGUCAGUUACAACAAUAUAACAAUGGAUAAGAAGACACCAGUGACUUUAACAAGAUUCCUAAAUAAUGCAUUCUGUUUUGUGUAGAUGGACAUUUCAAUAAAUAUUGAUGAUUUA
This is a messenger RNA of Saccostrea echinata, 5543 nucleotides long. Its product is annotated as tRNA (32-2'-O)-methyltransferase regulator THADA-like. Lineage: Eukaryota; Metazoa; Mollusca; Bivalvia; Ostreida; Ostreidae. The transcript is spliced from 33 exons. The record is from RefSeq and is a predicted model, not a curated record. The coding region runs from base 24 to 5513 and encodes 1829 amino acids. Gene Ontology annotation, biological process: tRNA methylation. Gene Ontology annotation, cellular component: cytosol.